Messenger RNA from Musa acuminata subsp. malaccensis (wild Malaysian banana), 1204 nucleotides. RefSeq lists its product as uncharacterized. The record is from RefSeq and is a predicted model, not a curated record. Lineage: Eukaryota; Viridiplantae; Streptophyta; Magnoliopsida; Zingiberales; Musaceae.
CGAACCAUCGAAGACCUAACCAUGGCGGUCCGUGGUUUCCGUGGCGUGAGGGACGACCUAUCCGAGCUCAGUCGCCACCUUCUCGAUGUCGCCUGCUUCCUCUCCCCCCUCCUCCCCCUGCCGCACCACGACUCCCCCCCGCCGUCCCCCCGGCCCGCCGCGCCGACCCCUCGCCCCUCCGCGAGGGCCCUGGCUGGCAUCCUCAGCGACCUCGCCGAGAUCGGAGGCGGCUUCCGAAGCGGCCUCUCUCGCCUCUCCGGCGCGUUCCGGGGCCCUUCUGAUCGGGACAGGGGAUGCUCCGGCGAUGCGAGGACCGUCGGGGUGUCUGAGGAGGUGCUUGAAUUCGUCGGCGAUCUCGUCAAGUGCCCCGAGUCUUGGCUGGAGUUCCCGGUGACUCUGGAUGACGAGUUUCAGAUAUCUAGUAUUCAAAAAGAGCAUAUUUCAACUGUGGAACACUUUAUCCCUGAUCUACAAUCUCUUCGAGUCAGCCUUUGUCCCACCUACAUGAGUGAGGAAUCCUUUUGGAGGAUAUAUUUUGCCUUGUUGCAUCCCAAGCUGCGCAAACAUGAUUGUGAACUGUUAUUAACUUAUCAGAUUGUGGACUCAUUGCGCAGAAUGGCAAAGGAGCCAUGCAACAGACGAACUAAAUCUGAGAACCAAGAUUCAGAGAGCUUACCUUCAUUGCUGAGUGAGAAACUUGGCGGUAUCCAGCAAGAAGAUAAUGAAUCCUGGGAAGAUGCAUUAAUCACCAUGAUGAGAUCUCAGCAAAGCAUUGAUCGGUGGUCCGAGGUAACCAGCGCAGUAGACACUUCCAUUGGCACAACGAAACUUGGACCUGAUGAUAUUUCACCAAGGGACACCAGCCAGGGCAAUCUUUUUGUGAUGGAGAAGUACAUGGAUUCGCUCUUGACAGAAGAGCAGGUGUGUGCAUCGCACUCCUUUAGGAGGAAGCAUGCUUCUGCUGGAGAGAAAAACAUGGCUACUCGAAAAAUGCCAAAACUGAAGAUGUCUUCAGAUGAGGAAUCGAGUGAUUGGCAAGCGGUCGAGGAUUCUUCUGACUUUGAAAUUCUGGAGAAAUCUUCUAUUGAUAAGAGCACCUAGGGUUUCCGCCAUUGUACAUAGUUACCCUUUUUUCUUUUCUUGUUGUAAAUGAACUCGGUUCAAGCUCUUCUAACUGCAUAAAAUCAGUCUGGCAUAAAGUUCA